Molecule: messenger RNA, 790 nt
Organism: Galleria mellonella (greater wax moth)
Lineage: Eukaryota; Metazoa; Arthropoda; Insecta; Lepidoptera; Pyralidae
Exons: 1
Coding region: 51-464 (137 amino acids)
Source: RefSeq, a predicted model, not a curated record
ACACAGCUGUCCCAAGAGCGGACGCUCAACACAAACUCGAACUUACAGAAAUGGCGAUCGAAAGAUUGAUCACACUCACCCUAGCGGUGGUGGCGGCGGCGGCGCUCGCCGCGUCGAUGCCCACCAAGAAGGAGCCGGGCAAGCUGGACCUGUCCGAUGCGAUUAACAAGACGGUGUGCCCCAUCAAAAUCGAGAUCAACGACGACCCUAAGCGGAUCCCGCGCCGCAUCAAGGAGAUGAAGUGCCGGGACGACCCGAACGUUUGGUGCUCGAAGAAUCACAUCCCGUCGAACGAGUGCUGCCAGCACCAGCACGCGGCGGUGCACAUGCAGUGCGUCGAGAUACAGGACUGGGUGCAAGUAUACUACCCCGAGACCGACGACACGCAGACCUCGCGCGUCUCCGUCGGCUGUAUGUGCGUGAUGCAGCAGGGCGAGAUGGCGCAGGACUCGCAGCCGAGCUGACCGCCUCGCGCCACUCGCGGCUCCUGAGGCCCACUCAUAGUUCCUACACUCCACUAGUGAUAAUCGACUUAUUUAUUUCGUGGGCGAGUGUGCUUGUAUAUAUGUGCAUGUUAUUAUUUAUUAUGAACACUAUGGUUGUGAAGUGUACGCAUACUGCGGCUCCGGCGGGUAUCGGAGCCAUUAGUGCCCUGGGUCGCCGGCUGGACCGGCGCGCCUGUCGACGGACAGAUCUCUCUAGACCCUGUAUCAGGCGUCUGAUUAGUUAAGAGGAUGUUAUUUAUUAAUUUAAACUACUGUUACAAUUUUUCAAUAUAAAAUUACAAUGA